Molecule: messenger RNA, 580 nt
Organism: Aspergillus wentii DTO 134E9
Lineage: Eukaryota; Fungi; Ascomycota; Eurotiomycetes; Eurotiales; Aspergillaceae
Exons: 1
Coding region: 157-513 (118 amino acids)
Source: RefSeq, a predicted model, not a curated record
AUACCCUACGCUAUUUGCUGAUCGAGCAUAAUUCUUGCGGCUUUUUCUUUCUGCAGCCAUGUGCUACCCGUAUCUAAUCUAAUCCUUUUUCGAAUUCUGCCUCUUCAUGAAGAAACCGAUAGGCAAAUUUACUUGAUCAAAUGCUAGGCUACAAUCAUGACGCCAUUUCAAACGCUUUGGGUGUUGAUUAGCAUCACUCUUCCCGUCUUGCCCCAUAAUUUUUCGUUGCAUAGUGGGCCUUGGGCCGGAAUGAAACUAUUCAAUGUCACACUCGCAUCUUCUCUCAACAAGAUUUUUUUCCCCUCACGACUUGCUUACUAUCACCAUCAAUUCGUCCCUUUAGCAUCCAUGGUUCCUUGGGUCUCUUCUGCUGCAUUCAGCCAUACAACAUGGUUUUCGCACAGAUUGAUUUUGGUUGACAUCGGUUCCUCACCCAGAGUCAAGCUGCUGUGCACUUGGCCUCGGUGGAUACUACAUUGCAGUUAUUGCGAAGGGGAAAGAAGAAGAAAAUAGGACGAAAACGGCAAUUUGCCCCAUCUCGAAAUGCAUAUAAACCCAGCUUUCGUACCUGCUUCUCUGA